Harmonia axyridis is the source of this 869-nucleotide messenger RNA. RefSeq lists its product as uncharacterized. The transcript has 3 exons. The record is from RefSeq and is a predicted model, not a curated record. Lineage: Eukaryota; Metazoa; Arthropoda; Insecta; Coleoptera; Coccinellidae. The coding region runs from base 118 to 609 and encodes 163 amino acids.
UUUUAUGAGAAACUGUAUAAGAGUUAUGAAUGAUAAAUACAGAAAAUAAUUCAAAUAAUAUUGUUUCAGUGUGCGUUGGUCUGACAUCACCUGAAAUAGUAAAUAUUCAGUAUCACUAUGUACAAAAUGACCAAAUUGUUUGUUGCUUUAGCUGCAAUCCAGAUAACAAGUGUCAGUUGUAAUCCUGGAAAGCUGAUUCCCGCAUUUGGUAAUGUGAAUCAUGAAGGUAUUGUCAUAAACUGGUUAGGAUUUCAUGGUACUUUUAGAAUGGGCAGAUUCAUAACAGGAAAUCCAAGUGAUGGAGGUUUACUGAUAAAAGUGAAAAUACCAACAGGAGGAAAAGCACUAGCAUUAAUUGAUAGUGGUAUGGGGGUAGGAAGAGUAUAUGCACAUGCAUUGGUCGGUGCUGAAACCGCAUUAGGACCUGGUCUAUCGGCAGGAAUAGGUGGAUCUGUAGGACUUACAGGUAUAAAAUGGGGGUUAUUCACAAUGUCAUCAACUGGAUUUACCAAAACCAAAUUUAUGAAAAUGGGAAGAUACGCCACCACCUUAUUAGAGCUUUCCGAUGGAUUUCUGAAGACAUUAGACACAAAUAAUGUAACACAAUAAUCAACUGAUGAUAUAUCUUCAAUUAUCAUCCUAUGAAAUAUUAUACAAAGAUCAAGCAAAGAUAAUUUGAUGAAUAACACAUUGACCACUAACUGAAUCCAUAGAUGUGAAUAGCAAAAAAAGUUCUAUUAUAUUUUAUAAUUACAACAAAAUUCGGAUUAGAAAUUGUUCUUAUUGCUAUAUUCAUAAAUCUCCUGCGACUAAUACAGAUCCCAAAGUGUAUUGAAUAAAAUAUAGUGGUAGUAUCAAAGAAACAAUAA